Molecule: messenger RNA, 1229 nt
Organism: Maylandia zebra (zebra mbuna)
Lineage: Eukaryota; Metazoa; Chordata; Actinopteri; Cichliformes; Cichlidae
Source: RefSeq, a predicted model, not a curated record
AUGUCUGGAAACCAAAGCAACACAAGUGAAAACCAUUGUAUUGUUGACAACAACAGCUUGAUCUUCACUCUGGUUCCACCCUACAUCCUGGUCAUCAGUGUGCUUGGAAUCAUCUUUAAUGUGUUUGUGCUGAUGGUUUUCUGCCUCCACAAGAAGGCCUGCACUGUGGCUGAGAUAUACCUCAGCAACUUGGCUGGAGCUGACCUUGCUCUGGUGUGCUUUUUGCCCUUCUGGGCUGAAUAUACAAGAAAGGGAUUUGACUGGCCUUUCAGUGAAAGCCUGUGCAAAGUGACAUCAGCUGUUAUCUACAUGAAUGCGUUCUGCAGUAUUUACUUCCUUGUUCUGGUUAGCAUAGAUCGUUAUGUGGCACUGGUGCACCCGCUUUCCCAUGAGAGGAUACGCAGGCCGUUUUACGCCAAACUGGGAUGUCUGUUUGUGUGGGGUCUUGGCUUGGUCUUUGCUCUCCCCGUGUUCAUCUACAGGAAGUUAGAAUUCAAACCUCAGUCAAAUCUUACUCAAUGUUCACUUGACUUACCACAAAAUCAAUAUAUGGCAUCUGAGGUGAUAACCAUAAUUUUCAGCUUCAUCAUCCCUAUUAUCAUUAUUUCCUUCUGCACUGUCAGAAUUUUUCAGUCACUGAAUAACAGGCUAAUGGAGGGUUUAAACUCUAAGAAAAUGGAGCAGAAGGCUACCACUCUCAUCCUGGCAGUUCUCCUGGCAUUCCUGAUCUGCUGGGUGCCAUUCCACGUGACAAAGAUACUAGAUGUGCUCCAAAACACUGGCAUUCUGAAAUGCCACAUCACACUGACCAUCGUCCAACAGAUCUCUACGUACUUUGCCUUCUUCAACAGUGUCCUUAACCCCAUUCUCUACGUCAUUGCUGGAAAUAACUUCAGAAGAAGAACUAAGGAACUCUCCAAGCAGUGGAACAAUAAGACUACAGAAACAUUCAGCCUCAUGUCAACUCGCAUAACGACUCUGAGGCUGACAAAGUCUCAAGCUACUCUCUGAUCUUUUGAGUUUUGAUGUGUGCUUUGGUUAUUUUAAAUUAACUGGGUAAUUAUUCACCCAAGCAUGAGAAAAAAAUUUUUUUAGGCAAUCUAAAUAUAUAGGGUUUAUUUAACAUUGUUCAUUACACUGUAUCUCCAGAAAGUAGUAGUAAGGUUUGAGUGCCUUGAGGGGUGCUGCUAUUUUUUUCCCCUAAUUCUAUGCACAUACAAUACCAGGCA